AUGAGCUUGGUUUUCGCCAUUAAUGGGCAAAGGUUUGAGCUUGACCUUUCCUCCGUCGACCCAUCAACAACCUUGUUGGAGUUCCUCCGUUAUCAGACGUCUUUCAAGAGCGUUAAGCUCAGCUGCGGCGAAGGAGGAUGUGGUGCUUGUGUUGUUCUUCUCUCCAAGUACGAUCCUGUUGUACAAAAUGUGGAAGAUUUCACAGUCAGCUCUUGCCUCACCCUCCUCUGCAGCGUUAACCACUGCAGCAUCACCACAUCAGAGGGACUUGGGAACAGCAGAGACGGUUUCCACUCCAUUCACAACCGAUUCUCCGGCUUCCAUGCCUCUCAAUGCGGUUUCUGCACUCCCGGAAUGUCUGUUUCUCUCUUCUCUGCUCUCUUAGACGCUGACAAGUCUAAAUCUUCCCAGUUUACGGCUCUUGAGGCAGAGAAGGCUGUCUCGGGGAACCUAUGCAGGUGUACUGGAUACCGUCCCAUUGUUGAUGCUUGCAAGAGCUUUGCUUCGGAUGUGGACAUUGAGGAUCUUGGAUUCAACUCUUUUUGUAAGAAAGGGGCUUCUUCUUGUAUGACUUUACCUCGGUUUGAUAGUGAGAAGCGUAUCUGCACAUUUCCAGAGUUUCUCAAGGAUGAGAUUAAGUCUGCGGAUUCAGGAAUGUACCGAUGGUGCAGCCCGGCAAGUGUUGAGGAACUUCAAAGCUUAUUGGAGGCUUGCAAGGCUAAUACUCAUGGAGUCUCUAUGAAACUGGUUGCUGGUAAUACAGGUACAGGAUACUACAAGGAUGAAAGAGAGCUUAAUUACGACAAAUACAUAGAUCUAACUCGAAUCCCCGAGCUUCAAGAGAUAAGAGAAACCCAAAAUGGGGUUGAGAUAGGAGCUGCGGUAACAAUAUCUAAAGUUAUUACCGCUUUAAAAGAGAUUCGGGUCUCGCCGAAAGUUGAGAAGAUGCUUGAGAAACUUGCUACUCAUAUGGAAAAGAUUGCUGCGAGAUUCAUCAGGAACUUUGGUAGCAUUGGGGGGAACCUUGUAAUGGCUCAGAGGAGACAGUUUCCUUCUGACAUGGCCACAAUACUUCUUGCAGCUGGUGCAAUUGUUAACAUAAUGAGCUCGCCAAGAGGACUCGAAAAGCUAGCACUGGAAGAGUUCCUUCAGCGCUCUCCUCUUGAGGCUCAUGAUCUGGUUUUGAGUAUCGAAAUUCCAUUUCCGCAUUAUCAAUCACUGCUUUUCGAAACCUUUCGAGCAGCACCGCGUCCACAGGGAAGCGCUCUGGCUUACCUGAAUGCUGCUUUCUUGGCUGAAGUGAAGGAGACAAUGGUAAUUAACUGUAGAUUGGCUUUCGGGGCUUACGGGACCAAACACGCCAUUAUGUGUAAGGAAGUUGAAGAGUUUCUGGCUGGGAAAGUAAUCACUGAAAAUGUUCUCUAUGAAGCUAUUACCUUACUUGGCAAUAUCGUGGUGCCUCAAGACGGUACAAGCAAUCCCUCUUACAGGAAAAGCUUGGCGCCGGGAUUCCUUUUCAAGUUUUUCCACACCUUAACUCUUAAAGAACAACCUUCAAAUGGUUACCACUUGGAUCCGUCAAAACCGCUGCCAAUGGUGUCUUCUUCACAACAUGUUCCGGUAAAUAAUGAAUAUUAUCCGGUUGGCGAUCCUGUUACCAAAUCUGGAGCUUCCCUUCAGGCUUCUGGUGAGGCUGUUUAUGUUGAUGACAUUCCAUCUCCCAAAAACUGCCUCUAUGGAGCAUUCAUCUAUAGCACAAAACCAUCCGCACGGAUAAAAAGUAUUCAUUUCAAGGAAAGCGCAGUACCUGAUGGAGCUCUUGCAAUCAUUUCUUGCAAAGAUGUUCCUACAGGUGGACAGAACGUGGGUACGAAGACUGGAUUUGGCUCCGAGCCAUUGUUCGCAGAGGAGUUUACCGUUAAUGUAGGCGAAUGCAUCGCUCUCGUGGUUGCAGAUACACAGAGACACACCGACAGUGCAGCUAAUCUUGCAGUAGUUGAAUACGAAACAGAGGAUUUGGAACCACCGAUAUUAUCUAUGGAAGAUGCGGUCAACAAAGCUAGCCUGUUCGACAUUUUCCCUUUCUUAUACCCACAACAAGUUGGCGACACAUCAAAAGGAAUGGCCGAAGCUGAUCAUAGAAUUCUCAGCUCGGAAAUUAGACUCGGGUCGCAAUACUUCUUCUACAUGGAGACGCAAACAGCUCUUGCAGUGCCUGAUGAAGACAACUCCAUUGUAGUUUAUUGUUCAAGUCAGACCCCUCAGUACGUACACUCCACGGUUGCUGCUUGCCUCGGCAUCCCUGAAAACAACGUCCGUGUCAUAACCAGACGUGUUGGUGGAGGCUUUGGAGGGAAAGCUAUCAAGGCAAUGCCUGUUGCGACAGCGUGCGCUGUUGCUGCUAAUAAACUGCAGCGUCCUGUGAGAAUCUAUGUAAACCGCAAGACCGAUAUGAUAAUGACUGGUGGGCGGCAUCCCAUGAAAAUAACUUACAGCGUCGGAUUCACAUCCACAGGGAAGAUUACAGCUCUGGAGCUAGAAAUACUAAUUGAUGUAGAGGCAACUCUUGGUCUAAGUAUGGUGAUUCCAUCAAAUAUCAUAGGGGCGCUAAAGAAAUACAAUUGGGGCGCCUUAUCUUUUGAUAUUAAACUUUGUAAAACAAAUCUUCUAAGCAGAGCAAUCAUGAGGGCCCCCGGGGAUGUGCAGGGUACGUACAUCGCUGAAGCCAUUAUCGAAAAUGUAGCCUCUAGUCUCUCCUUGGAGGUUGAUACCAUAAGAAAGAUUAAUCUCCAUACAUACGAGAGCUUAGCUCUGUUCUACAAGGAUGGUGCUGGCGAACCACAUGAGUAUACUUUGUCUUCGAUGUGGGACAAGAUAGGCGUAUCUUCCAACUUUGAAGAGCGGGUUUCGACUGUCAGAGAGUUCAACAAGUCUAACAUAUGGAAAAAACGAGGUAUAUCUCGAGUACCCAUCACUUAUCAGGUUUCCAUGUUUGCAACGCCAGGGAGAGUAAGUGUUUUGGGAGAUGGUACGAUCGUUGUUGAGGUUGGUGGAAUCGAGCUAGGACAAGGGCUAUGGACAAAGGUGAAGCAAAUGACCGGUUAUGCUCUUGGUUUGCUGCAAUGCGAUGGAACGGAAGAGCUCUUGGACAAGAUACGAGUUGUACAAUCAGAUACAUUGAGCAUGGUCCAAGGAAACUUUACAGGAGGUAGCACAACAUCCGAGGGAAGCUGUGCAGCUGUUCGUCUCUGCUGUGAAACCUUGGUCGAAAGAUUGAAACCUUUAGUGGAGAGAUCGGGUGGUCCCAUCAGCUGGAAUAAGUUGAUUUCUCAGGCCUAUGCUCAAUCUGUGAACUUAUCAGCUAGUGAUUUGUAUACUCCAGCAGACACUCCAACACGGUACCUGAACUAUGGUGUUGCAGUCGAAGUAGACCUUGUGACGGGACAAACCACGGUUCUACAGACAGAUAUCUUGUAUGACUGUGGAAAAAGCCUCAAUCCGGCUGUUGAUUUAGGACAGAUUGAAGGAGCUUUUGUGCAAGGACUUGGGUUUUUCAUGCUUGAAGAGUACAUAACAGAUCCGGAAGGACUCGUUGUGACAGACAGCACAUGGACAUACAAAAUCCCGACCGUUGACACCAUUCCUAGACAGUUCAACGUCGAGAUACUAAACAGUGGAUGCCAUGAAAAACGCGUACUCUCUUCUAAAGCUUCAGGAGAGCCUCCGUUGCUACUGGCAGCUUCGGUGCACUGCGCCACAAGAGAGGCUGUGAAAGAAGCGCGGAAACAGCUACGGACUUGGAAAGGGGAGGAGGAGGGUUCGGGUUCAACGUUUCAGUUGCCGGUUCCAGCUACUAUGCCCGUUGUGAAGGAGCUAUGUGGCCUAGAUGUCGUUGAAAGUUAUUUGGAGUGGAAAUUACGUGCUAACUCAAGAUUAUGA
Molecule: messenger RNA, 3939 nt
Organism: Arabis nemorensis
Lineage: Eukaryota; Viridiplantae; Streptophyta; Magnoliopsida; Brassicales; Brassicaceae
Source: the annotation of a GenBank genome assembly